Messenger RNA from Myripristis murdjan (pinecone soldierfish), 1521 nucleotides. Its product is annotated as beta-Ala-His dipeptidase. Bases 1 to 1419 code for a protein of 472 amino acids. Gene Ontology annotation, biological process: proteolysis. The transcript has 12 exons. Lineage: Eukaryota; Metazoa; Chordata; Actinopteri; Holocentriformes; Holocentridae. Gene Ontology annotation, molecular function: dipeptidase activity. The record is from RefSeq and is a predicted model, not a curated record. Gene Ontology annotation, cellular component: cytosol.
AUGGCUUAUGUACCCUCCCUGUUUCAAUACAUUGAUGAUCACCAGGACCAGUUCAUCCAGAGGCUGGCUGAAUGGGUGGCAGUUCAGAGCGAAUCAAGUGAUCCAGCCAAAUGGAUAGAGGUUGAGAAAAUGCUGAACAUCACUGCACAGAGGAUUCGCGAGAUGGGAGGCAGCGUGGAGUUAGCAGAUGUGGGAACACAACAGUUAUCCAGUGGAGCAGUGGUUCCCGUUCCCCCGGUGUUGCUGGCUGAGUUUCCAGGGGACCCAAAGAAAGCCACGCUCUGCAUCUAUGGCCAUGUGGACGUUCAGCCGGCCAAGAAAGAAGAUGGGUGGGCCACCAAUCCCUACAACCUGACUGAGAUCAGUGGCAAUCUGUAUGGGCGAGGCGCCACUGAUAAUAAAGGACCAGUACUGGCCUGGCUUCAUGCUGUUGAAGUGUAUCAAGCCAUAGAGCAGGAAAUACCACUGAAUCUGAAAUUCAUCAUUGAAGGAACGGAGGAAUCGGGUUCAUUUGGUUUGCGAGAGCUGAUCAUGGAGAGAAAUGACAGCUUUUUUGCAGAUGUGGACUACAUUGUCAUCUCUGAUAGUGUUUGGGCAUCUAGGAAUCCAGCUCUGACCUACGGAGCCAGGGGGAGCAGCUAUUUCUUUGUUGAGGUUGAUGGCCCUGUGGAUGACUUUCAUUCUGGGGUGUAUGGGGGUUCAAUCCAUGAGCCUAUGACUGAUUUGAUAGCCUUGCUGGCAAGUCUGGUGGACCACACAGGUAAGAUUCUCAUUCCGGGCGUCACUGACGACGUGGUUCCCCUCACUGACAGUGAAAGGAAGACUUACCAAAACAUCAGCUUUGACCUGGAGGAUAUGAAAAAGGUGGUGGGCGUGAAGCACUUUCUGCAAGACACGAAGGAAGAAGUCUUAAUGGCUCGAUGGCGUCAUCCAUCCCUGUCCAUCCACGGUAUUCAGGGAGCAUUCUCGGAGCCAGGCAUUAAAACUGUCAUCCCUGGACGGGUCAUUGGGAAGUUCUCAAUACGCCACGUGCCCAGCAUGAACCCACCUGAUGUUGAGAGAAAGGUACAGGAGCAUCUGAAGCAGGUCUUCAAUGGACUGAGAAGCCCCAACAGGAUGAAAGUGACCAGUGCUAUUGGAGCUAAACCGUGGGUGGGCAAACUCUGUGACAAUCAGUAUGUUGCUGGAGGGAAAGCCAUUAAAAAUGUCUUUGGAAUGGAACCUGAGCUGAUCCGCGAGGGAUCAACCGUCCCAAUCCUCCAAGACUUCCAAGAAGUGACCGGCAAAAGCGUGAUGAUGCUACCGAUCGGAGGCCAUGAUGAUGGAGAACACUCCAAGAAUGAGAAAAUCAGCAGGUACAACUUCAUUGAAGGGACGAAGCUGUUUGCGGCUUACAUUUACGAGCUGUCACAAGUUUAAUACAUUCACACACGAUGAAACCUCAUUUUGUCAUGUUGCACAUGAUCUUGUAACUUGACCUCUGGGUAAUCAAACCACACUAUCAUUUGCAUGUUUGUUGUA